This is a messenger RNA of Rattus norvegicus (Norway rat), 1825 nucleotides long. It is a transcript of the gene Ccdc86, whose product is annotated as coiled-coil domain containing 86. The transcript is spliced from 4 exons. Lineage: Eukaryota; Metazoa; Chordata; Mammalia; Rodentia; Muridae. Bases 21 to 1046 code for a protein of 341 amino acids. Gene Ontology annotation, cellular component: chromosome; nucleolus; nucleus. The record is from RefSeq and is marked validated.
ACGGAGACUACACGUGAGCCAUGGGUACGCCGCUGAGGCGCAGCCGGCGGCUGGAAGGCCUAAACCCUCUGUCUCUGGAGAACCUUCCUGACCCCGAAGUCUCUCGGGCCAAACGGGCUCUUGUAGAUUUCAAGUCGAACCCAGAAGAAACAAGAGAGCUCGAGUCUCCGAGAGUUCCGCCACUGGACCUUGUGUCUCCCCAACCUCAGCCGGAGACUAGCCCCGAAUCACCCUGUCCUAAACAGGAUGCAGGCUUUGGGUCCCCACAAAGGCAACCAGAGCCUCACCCUGGGUCCCUUCAACUUCAUCAAGAUCUGGGCCUGGAUUCACCUGCAGGACAGACAGAGUCGAAUCCGGAAUCCCCGCAACGAGAGCAGUCAUCCAAAUUAUCUCCCACACAGGACUCUGAGGUAGCCCACGCUAAGGAGGAGGUGAUCCCAAGAUCUCCCGAGCCUUGCCCGGGUCAGCAAGCACCGGGUCCCGAGCCCUCCCAGCCAGCACAGGAGCUGGCAUUCCAGGCACCUAGCUCCCCAGAGCGCCAGCUGGAGCCAAGCAAGCUACCUCCGGCUGGAGAGUCAGUGACCGGAAGUCUCGACCUAAAGAAGCGAGUUAUAGCUUCUCCCCAGGCCCCAGCGUCCAAGAAACUGAAGGAGGAGCUUCCUGUAAUUCCGAAGGGGAAGCCCAAAUCCGGGCGUGUGUGGAAAGACCGCUCCAAGAAGAGGUUCUCCCAGAUGGUUCAGGACAAGCCCCUGCGUACCUCCUGGCAGAGGAAGAUGAAGGAGCGACAGGAGAGGAAGCUGGCUAAGGACUUCGCCCGGCACCUGGAGGAGGAGAAACAGAGGCGCCGGCAGGAGAAGAAAGAACGCCGAGCUGAGAACCUCAGACGCCGUCUAGAAAACGAACGCAAAGCUGAGAUUGUCCAAGUGAUCCGGAACCCUGCCAAGCUCAAGAAAGCAAAGAAGAAGCAGUUGCGCUCCAUUCAAAAGAGAGACACCCUGGCCUUGCUCCAGAAACAGCCACCCCAGAGGCCUGUAGCCAAGGUCUGAGCUCAGGACAGUCCAGGGCCUCAGCAGGCGAAGAGUCACAGCAAGCAAGCAAGGCACCUCUCAGACCACUGUCUGACACCUUUCCUGGGGCCAGCACACUAACACUGUCACAUCAAGAUGGGGACUCCAGCCCAGAGGGAACUGAAGACUGUGCUGGAACUCAGAGAUUUCACUGUCCCCAUCUCCUUUCCAAAGUGCCUUAUGAUCCUGAACUGUUGCGGGUGGUAGCAGCAGUGCACACCUUUAAUCCCAGUGCUCAGCAGACAGAGACAGGCGGAUCUCGGAGUUGGGCCAGCCUUGUCUAUAGAGUACAGGAUAGCCAGGGCUACACAGAAAUCCUAUCUCAAAAAAAACAAAAAACAAAAAAACAACAAAAGGUCUUGAACUGUGAAUUCUUGUUUCUUGGUGAGCUGGUAACUUCCUGUCUUGGGGUCCUUAGUCUAUCCACAUCGGGAGGCCUUCUAUCAGAAGGCAGUGCCUCCAUUUUUUUCAGUGACACCUUGGUCACUAGUGCAUUCUGCUGAUUUGGUCCCCUCAGUCAACUGAAGCCAGCCCUUCCUUAAUUUGGCACUGAAAGAUUGAAGUGGGUAGUUGCAGGGAGCGGAGUUUCUCUCCAGCACUCCUUUCCCACAUUGGACUGAAGAAGCCUUGGGACUUGAGCCAUGCCCACUUACUCUACCGCAGAGGUGUUUAUUGGUGUCCCCAUAAGUACAGCUCUAGGCUCCUAGAAGGACAGAAGUCCCUGGGCUUUCAUUAUCAUAAUAAACCAUUAAAACACA